AUGUGUGUGAUCUUUUGGACGGUGUCCGAUGCGCACUACGACCUGGUGAUCGCUUCGAACCGCGACGAGUUUCUGGCACGACCUACGCUGGCUGCAUCCUGGCAUGCGUUCGACCUCGAUUCGGAGCCUCGGAUCCUCAGUGCCCGCGAUGCCAGCGGUGGAGGAACUUGGCUUGGUGUGACCAAAUCAGGCGCCUUUGCGACGCUGACUAACUUUACCGAAGCAACGCCCGAGUUGCCGCCGGGGAUGGAGAGGUUCGAAUCGCGCGGACAGCUGGUUCGAGACUGGCUACUCUCCUCCCACCCGUCCCAACAAACAAGACAGGAGGUAGAGAAGGACAUUGAAGAGUACCUCAACAACGUAGGCGACAAGUUGCAAAGCUAUCCAGGCUUCAACCUGCUGGUGGGCAAGGUGUCGAAGCAAGGUACCGUGGUGGGGUACAUUACCAACCGCGACUCGGAGGGAGAGUUGGCCAAGCCACAACCAAAGAUCUUCGACCCACCAAAGAUUGAGCGAGUGCGCAUGUGUAGGGGGAUGUCCAAUUCAAUUCUGGACCAACCUUGGCCCAAAGUGCACACCGGUUCGCAAGCGUUCGAUGCUGCAUUGGGGCGCGCAUCACCUGCUUCUGACCGGGAGCAAUUGGUAGCCGACCUCUUCAGCGUACUAGCCUUCUCAUCCAACCCCACGCAACGAUCGGAGCUGCGCAACUCGAUCCUCAUCCCACCCGUCCAACUUCCCACCCCUGCAGGAGACGGAGACUGGUACGCCACGCGAACAUCCACCGUCAUCCUGAUCGCCAAAGACGGCCGCGCCACCUUCGUCGAACGCGACAUCCACACUCUCAACCACAACAUCCCCUCCCAAAUCACACCCGGCAAAGCUCAACGAUCCUUCACCUGGAAUCUCUUCUAG
Moesziomyces antarcticus is the source of this 912-nucleotide messenger RNA. RefSeq names its product DUF833-domain-containing protein. The transcript has a single exon. Gene Ontology annotation, cellular component: Golgi apparatus. Gene Ontology annotation, biological process: Golgi organization; protein secretion. The record is from RefSeq and is a predicted model, not a curated record. NCBI's taxonomy places the organism in Eukaryota, Fungi, Basidiomycota, Ustilaginomycetes, Ustilaginales, Ustilaginaceae. Bases 1 to 912 code for a protein of 303 amino acids.